GUCCAGACCAGCGGCUGGGUUGAAAGCUGGGGACCAGGCGGCGACGCAGCGACGCAUUUCACAGUGAUGGCCUCCACUGUGCAGCUGUGCCGGUAAUCCUGCCUGUGUGUGUAAGGGAAGAAGCGGAGACGCCUUGAAAAGCGACCUUCCUAAAGGCAGAGAAGGGGUGGGAGGAAACACCAGCACCAGAAGAAACAAAUGCCACCAUGUACAGCGUGGAGGACCUCCUCAUCUCUCAUGGAUACAAACUACCCAGACAUGCCGCCUCCUCCACCCCUACGCCAGUCCCCGCAUCGUCAUCCGCCCGUCAACCACCCUCGUCCUCGCCGCCGUCCUACAGCAAACACCAUGAAGUCCUGGAGAACAGGUCUGGCCCCAGGACAGUGAACGGCUAUGAGCGGGGGCCUGCAUUGGCCAUGGGGAACAGCGGUGGAACAAGGCACCCCCAGGUAUAUGUCAGCAGCUGCCCCAACAACAACAAUGAACCCAGGGAGGGGAGCCAGCCGAAACGAGACAGUGAGAACCGGGGCCAAACCGACACCCACUCCUUGGGGGAGUCGCUGACGUCAGACAGCGGGUUUUGUGAUGGCAACAGAGGCCCACAGCCACAAUCCAAGGAUGUUUCAUACUGGAGGAGGAGAGGACAGGAUUUCAGCGUGCUGCUGGACUACGCUGACAUCAGGGAACCCCAUGGAAAGGGACAGGGAGGGUACAGCAGGCCAGAAGGGCCUCAGCAGGCCAGAGGUCAAGAGCUCUCUGUGGAGGACCGUCAGAGAGCAGCUCAGGAAAGGCAGCGCUGGGCAGCCCACGCCCAAGCUCAAGCCCUGGCCCAGGGCCGCUCUAGAGAAAGGGAAGCCGCCCUCCAGCAAUGGAGGAUGGCAACUGAGAGGAAAUGCCAGAGCCUGGGGACGGAGGAGUGGCACCCAGCUGUAAGCUUCAGCCGCCAGAUGUCUCAGAGCGAGGCGGAGCGUUGGGGACAGGAGCAGCAGCGACUCCAUGCCAGAACGCCGGAGGGCAUGGUAGUCCACCCUAGGACCAAAGCUAAGUCCCAGUCUCUGCCCAGGGUGUUGCAACCCGAGAGCCUGCAAUACGUGGACAUAGCAUUGUCUGGUAAAGAAAUGUUCAGGCGGGUCAACGGCCACCCUUUGACCCACCAAGACUUUUACCGAGCACCUCGCUGGCCAGAAAACGGGAGGCCGGCCAGUGCCAACCAACUCUCAAUCACACCAAAGGCCCGCUUCACACGACCCCCCAGACCCCCUUCAUACGAGAUGCACCAGCAGAUCAGGGGAAGCUGCGAGGUUCUGUCCGGCAGAGAGUCAGUGACCCCCAUGGCAAGGGACAGAACUCCCAUCCCCACAUUGAGAAGUAAAGAUCCUCAGUUGGACUAUUUUGCACAGGAUUCUGGGCCUCCGGGGUAUAUCCCCCCUCCGUCUUAUAAAAGAGCUCCAAUAAUGGGAGGGGCGUUUCGAGGAUAUGGAGAUGUUCCUUUUGAGUACAGGUACAGAGGGGAUAUGUAUCCACAGAUACAAGUGGCUCCUGAUGGAUCUCAUUGGUUCAUCAGGCAUCCAGCUUGUUCCUGGCCUGGUCCCCACAGAGACAGAAGUGCGUCCAGCCAGAAGCAGCUUUACCCUGUGUAUUCAACCCAGGAGCAUUCGGGAGGAGGAGUUCAGUAUAUCUCCUUCGAUGAUCCUCGCAUUCGUCACAUUUCCUCAGCUCUGGGUGGUAACUCUCUGACGGACGCUGACAAAAUCCGCCACAUCCGUAAUGAGCUUCCCAGCGUCACCGUAUCGGAGCCUGCACCCGAUGACAGUGCCUUUUUGCCCCCGCCACUGGGGCCUUUCAUCUCUGCCAAACUGGCAGGUGAAAAUAACCAGACGUGUUCUAGCAAUGUGGACAAUGAAAAUAAAAGGUGGCGAAGUGAUUUGCACAAAGACACUAUAAGUAACUUCCGAGCACCUGACCAAAACUGCAACAACAGACAUCUCAACACUCUGCCAUCGCCGUCGUCCCCCUCUUCAGCUUUUCAGCCCCCGUUAACAAAGUCCUUUUCUCGUCAGGGGUCCAGUUCAGACCAGGUCUUUGCAGAAACCAUCACACAAGUAAAGACAAUUGUUCCAGAGUCAGGACAAGAAAUCCAAAGGAACACUAAGAGAAGAGUGAGUGAAACCAUUUUCUGCCUGGUGUCUGUCCCUGUUCACACGCCAACAAACAUUAAUAAAGGCUUAGCAGCUGAUCAGAACAAUAACGAGGCAAUGCUAAACCUCACCGUUACGAACACUGACACUUUUGCUGUAGGUCUCAAAGAAAGCCCCAACAUCCGUAGCAAGUCUGUGAACGAGAUACCUAUCAAGUCACACUACUCUCACUACCACACUACCAGCACGUCCUCAAUGAGGAAUUACAAAAGAGCUCCUUUAAGAAAGGAGGUCAUAGAUGCCUGGGUACUCCAAGCCAAUGAGGGCAAAGAGUUAGGCUAUAGUGGAUCUUGGCCUGGAAACCAAUACCGUAACCAGGAAACUCAAACAGGCUCACCUGUGACAGGUUUUAAAAGUCCAGAAACCCAAAGCCCUACCAAGAGACAGGAGGCUCUUCAUUCAGCCUCAGAUACAACUAUGGAUCUUGAUAUUGGGACUGGUAGUGCCUCCUCUUAUGGAUACCCAAUGACGGGUCAAAAAAACCUUCAUCUUUCCAGUAACAGCGCCUUCUCCCGUCUUAGCCUAAGCCCAACACAAACAGAAUCACUUCAGCACACACAACAGGACUCAUUAUCUCCUACCAAGACACAAAAUCAAGGAGAACAUCAGUUAUCUUCUCCUAAGAAGAGCGGUCCACCUGAAAGUGAAGAACAACUGGUCUUUGGGCAAUUUCUCUUGAAGCCAGUGAACCGACGACCCUGUGACGCAAUUGGUGAAUUGGAGACUAUUAACAAAGAGAUGGAAGACACGAUUAGUAAAAGACCAAAUGUGAGUCGAUUUAAAAAUGACAGUGCGGAUGAAAGACUGGCUUGUUUUAAAAAAGGGGCACAUUUCACUGAUGGUCCAGAACCAGGCCGGGAAGCAAUAAGUCUCCCACCAAUGCACAUCGAAAGGCCCAAUAAUAUAAAAAAGCGAUCAAAGUCUUUUGCCUCUAGUGCUGAUCUAGAAUCGAUGGAAAUGAGUGGACCUUUCUCCAAGCCACAAUCCAAUAACAUCCCACUAACAAAUAAGCAAGCCCCUCUUCCCAAACCAACCCGAAGCAACAAUUUUCUCUUAUCUUUUGUUCCCCCCUGCAGUGAUUCAAACCAUCUCUACAGGCAGGACAUCCCAGUUCCUCAAGAGUCCUUGUUGAGGGAUGUGGGGCUUACUGUCUACACAGAAACUCCUGGUGGUCCAGGAGAGCCAAUGCAGCGCUCACUUUCAGUCCCAUCUCCACUCAGUCAUAAAGAUCAUAGUCAGUCCGUGACAUCUCGUGUGAGAACUAGUGGCAGCUUUGAGCACAAUUCAAGAGAAGAACUUGAUAGUAACUUGAAAGGACACUCUAAAUCAGACCUCUCAUCAUUCGGUGGUGAAUCAAAAGUCUGUGGAAUACAGAGGGAAAGUUGCUUGUCACCUGAAAAAGGCAACUCGCUACAUAAUUCAAGACGGACAAUGGAGGUGUCUCAUGUGUUUAGAGAUGAUGAUAGUGAUGAAAGAUAUGCACUCUCUGAACCUCUAACAUACAAAAAUGACUCAACAAUAGCAGAUAAACACUUAGAGAGCCUACUUAUUCAGGAAAAAGCUAACACUUUGCCUACAGAAGACCUCAGCAACCUGUAUGAGGUGAAAUUUGCAAAAGGAAUCCCUGAACAUGAGUCUAUAGAGGAGAGGGCUGCAAGGAUCUUAGGUAUUGCUGUUCCCGUUGAGGCUUUAUGUGUUGAAGACAAACAGUCGGAUGACGACGAGCCUGAAAUGGACACUGCUUUGGUUGACAAACAGCUAAGUUCCAAUGAAGAAACACAGCAAGUAACAAGAGCGAUUGUGCAAGUCCAAGAGGAAUCCCUGAUAGUCCAGGGACCAGAUAUGGAGGAGAUCAGGAAGACAGAGUCUAGUGUGGUGCAAGAAGAAGAAGACAGACUAAAGCACACAAAUGACCACAGUGAUGGCCAGCAGAACCAGGAUAAAGAAACUCCAUCAGUUCUCGACAUCCCCGAGUUCCCACCAAGUAAGCUUCCUCUGUCCCUACCAGUCACACCAGACGAGACCUUAUCACUGAGCAUAUAUAGUGGGGAAAAGAAAGGGAGAGGCGGAACAUGCAAACUUAUUGAAUCUCUGCAAGAUAAGCUGAACUGUUCUGCAGCUUCAUCUGCUGCUGCUUCGACUGGGUUGACUCCAGACAGAAUGGCCCGUCUUAAAGAACUGGACUCUGUGUCUAGAAUAAGACGGCUUAGCCUGAAAAGCCCAGAGCAUCUACAGGAACCAGAAUCUAAAGAAGUAGAAGAUCUAACAAUGAAAGUUUUUAACGAGACUAGGGAGAAUGUGGUGCAGCAAGUCGUUGACAAAGAGGAGCAGGAAGAAAACGGAAAAAUAAGUCAAGAAGAGGAAAGCCAGGAUGAAUGUGUCAACUUAAAGAAGCUUGAAGAACCAAAAGAAGUGGCUGAUGAAAUCUGUAGGGAAGAGCAAAGACAUUUAGAGGAGGUACAUGACAUGACCGUUGAAACUGGACAAAAGGCAAGCAGCGAGAUAAGUAAAGGGCAUUUAAAACCAGAAGCUGAGGAAAGAAUGAUGGAAUUGAGAAUUGUAGAAGAUGUUGAAAACACCUCAGUGAACUUACCAGAAGCAUUGGUCUGUACAGCUGAGACCACCAAACAUGCAGAGGAAGGAAAAUUACCGAUACCAAAGCAGCGCACCAAGCUCCAGAAGCCUCCUCUGCUUCCUAAACCUCGCAGCGUUCCCAAGAGAGAAAUCACUCUACCACUGAGCUUCAGUACCGGAACCUGUGGCACCUCUGAUGUGGAGGAUGAGGAAAUGCUCUCUGUCUCAGACUCAUACGACCCCAGUCGAGUAGAAAGGGUGUGACCUCCAACCACUGCCUUCACCACUGUGGAAAUCUGUCUUUCUCCCAUGAACAGCUUUUUUACCACCGACAAAGACUUCCAUCUCGCCUCGUAGCUCAGUCGGCUCCCCCUCCUGCCUCCUUCCAACAUCUCCAAGAAGCGACCGUCCUGGUGCUGAAAGAGCAUUUUUAUAGCCAAUAAAGGCCACAGCUGGGUGCUGGUUCUUUAGGUCGUCUCAGAUGUGUCACCCCGUCAUCUUCGCCUCUAAAACCAGUUUAUGUUCCCGAGCGAGCGGACUUCCUCCUCUCAGAAGUCAUCUAUCUGUCCGUUUCAGAAGAAUGUGUGUCGUUGAUUCUCGUCUGCACAUCUUGGGGGCUUCCGUGUUGAAACCUGAAUGUAAGAGUGCUUCUGUUUAUCAAGUGAGCAAAAGAAAUGUAACAGAAAAAAAUAACCACACACACACGCAAGGUGACAGUAUUGCAUUACAAUCAGAAUUAACCUACACCAAAUGUAAAUAAAAGAGUUAUAAGAUUUUAUUAAGAUUAUAAAGAAAAAAAUCAAUCUAAAACAAUAAAUUGAAAUGUAUAUUUUCUUAUGUAUGUUGAGAGAUUAGAUUUGUGUAAUCCUUACGUGUAUGAGACGUAAUGAAACUCCUAACCGUUUUUGUUCCCCCCUCCUAUACGUGUGUGAUCGAGAAUGUACUAAAAGAGUUUGGGUUGCAAGGAGAAACACUGUGGUCCUUGAAUAGUUUCACUCAAGAGCAAUAUAGUCGUCAUAUACAGCGAAUAAUACCAGUAGUAAAGUCUAUUUCAAGGAGCUAAUCUCAUUUGCUUUGAAGCUCUACCUUUAGGUACAAGUGUUAGAUUUGCACUGCGGAGAUUAUUGGCUCCGUGUUAUUCCCAAACACCUGGUAAUCUCCUCACGUACUCGGAGAUUACACUCAGAGCGAUCCCCCUUUGUUCGCUCUCAGUAUCAGCAGCCUCACUGUGUUAGAAAUGUCUUUAGUUAAACCGCAUACUGUUCCAAAAAAAAAAAAAAACAACAACAAAAAAGUAAUUCCAUGCGUAACGUGUGGCAGUAAGAGAUCUGUAUGUGCUGUUCCGCUGGGAAGUUUACAUCCAGGUCAUCUCAACUUUGGGCUUUUAAUGAUUUAUUUCAACCAGGUUUUCCACAAGAGCAAAAGACUUCAGAAAGGGAUUUAGGUGCCUGGGUUUGAGAAAAAGGGUAAAAUUUUAC
Messenger RNA from Poeciliopsis prolifica (blackstripe livebearer), 6250 nucleotides. RefSeq names its product junctional cadherin 5 associated a (gene jcada). Gene Ontology annotation, cellular component: ruffle membrane; adherens junction. Gene Ontology annotation, biological process: positive regulation of blood vessel endothelial cell proliferation involved in sprouting angiogenesis. The transcript is spliced from 5 exons. The record is from RefSeq and is a predicted model, not a curated record. NCBI's taxonomy places the organism in Eukaryota, Metazoa, Chordata, Actinopteri, Cyprinodontiformes, Poeciliidae. Bases 207 to 5036 code for a protein of 1609 amino acids.